GAGAAAGUAUUGUAAACGCCUCCUACUAUAUAAUCCACUGAUGUUAUCUGAAUUGCUUUGCCGCAUCUCGGUUGAAGACUAUAUUCGCUGUUGCUUUUGAUUUAUUACUUAUGAGUUGUUGUUUUUUUUUUUUGUUGUUGUUGUUUUUAAUAAAGCGAAACCAUUUCAAUGGUGAUUCGUUGAAAUCUCUCUUAAAACAAGACUCGGAGUGAUUGAUUAAUGGUGACCUAUUAUCUGAACCUGAAAACAUCCCAGACCCACUGAACUGCCCGGGUACCGUCGUAGGAUUUCUGAAACCACUAGCGACAUCUCCCAAUCAAAGAGAAAUCUUCAGAGAUGGGGAGCAAUAAGUCAGUUCUAACAAAAAAUGGAUACUCAUUAGUGAGUGAACAAGACAAUAAAAUGCUGGUGAAAAAUAAGUUUGGUGAUCAGUUUGUCAUCAAAAAGCUGAAUGCUAACCAGGGCAAUGUAUCACAAUUUCUCCAAAACAUCAAUCAUCCACACAUAGUCGAACAUAAGGAAAUCAUCCCAGAUCGUCGCUGUCUGUAUCUUGUAAUGGAGCACUGUGAGGGUGGAGAUCUACCUCAGAUAAUCAAAAUCAAAAAGAAAGCAACUGAGGAGAUGAGAACACAAGGAUACCAAAUAGAGGGAGUAAACGCAGUCAACCAGCAAUGGGCUGAACAGGUUCUGGACUGGACUGUGGAGCUCUGCAUGGCAUUAAAACACCUGCAUGAUCAACAGAUCCUACAUAAAAAUCUGCAGCCAAAGAACAUAUUUUUCACUGCAUGUGGAACCAUUCGCCUUGGAGAGUUUGAAAAGAUUCAUGAAUGGUCCACUGAUGCACAAACAUCAGAAACUGAAGCUCUUUUAUACGUUGCACCUGAGAUUUUGAGAGGCAAAUCUUACGAUGAGAAAUCAGAAAUCUGGAGUCUUGGCUGUAUCAUCUAUGAGAUGUGUAUGCUGAAGUGUGCUUUUGUAGGAACAAGCACAGUUGAUAUUAUUCCAAAGAUACUAAGAAGCUCCUAUGAAGCGCUUCCUGUGAACUUCUCUCAGAACCUUCGUCAGCUGGUAACAGACACACUUCAGACUGAUCCAGCGAACCGCCCGUCUGUCAGUGAGAUCUUGAUGAGGCCUUUUAUCAUUGAACACCUUUAUGACAAGAGCACACAAACUAUUAAAGAGCUUAAUGUGCGUAAAACGUAUGAAGACAGUCAAGAGACACCUAAUGAGCCUGAAAGUCAAGAGUCAUCUAAUGAGUCUGAACAUCAGGAGACAACCAAUGAGUCUAAAGUCAGUCUAAAGGUACUGGAAGAGCUGGCUGAUGGUUUGGAGAGAGUCCACUUCAACACAACUGUAGGCAGUCUCACAGGAGGUGUUGUAGGAUUGGCUGGAGGAAUCACCUCUAUAGUUGGACUUAUCCUCACUCCGUUCACUCUCGGAGCUUCUCUGAUAGUAACAGGAGUGGGAAUCGGUGUUGCAGUAGCUGGUGGAGUAACAGCUGGUGUAAGCAACGUAACAAAGAUGGUUAACCAGCGUUCAAACCGCCAAAAGAUCAAAAUGCUCAUUACGGAGCUAAAAGAAAAAAUUACCUCCACAAGCUGCUGCGUGCAAAACAUCCAAAUAGCAGUGGAAAUGCAACAAAGAGAGAUAUCUAGAAGCAAUCAAUCAUGGUCCAUUGCACAGUCUGGGGAAGAUGUGUGGGCAAAUGCUGGAGCUCGACUGGGGCGAGGACUGGGAGGGAUUUCAGAGCUUGUCCGUAUAACUGAAGUCGCAAGUGUUGGGAAAGUUGCAGCUCAGACCGCAAGAGCUGUGCGUGUGGCUGAAGCAGCUACAGGGGUUCUGUCUGGACUUUUUGUAGCUGUUGACAUCUUCUUUAUUGCCCUCGACGCCAGAGAAAUUCACAAACUCCGCAAAGAUUAUGCUUCAAUGGCGAUUCAACAAGAUGAUUCCUCCAAUAAUAAUGAGCAAGAGCUGCAGUCUGAGAUCAUGAUAUUUGUGAAAAAAAUAAGGGUAACUGUAGAGGAGCUAAACAAUAAUCUUAAUGAAUUAAAAAAUGAACUGGAAGAACUAAGCAUUCUGAUACCAAACUAAGAAUUACAAGAAUGGCAGUCUAUAAUACUCAGUAUACUCUUUCAUCAUAGAUAAAGUAUAUGUACUGAUUAUAGUAGCAGCACAUGUAAUGGUUGAGCAUAUAUUCUGGGUUUUUAUGAUGUAAUUUCUAGUUUGGUUGUUGCUCAGAGAUAUUUUUUUCUAGAAGAAAUUAGAGAAGCAUUUAUCUCACUGCUCUUCCAGUGGUCUUGUAAUUUUAAUUAUGUUCGAAAUGCAUAUUGGGCCUUUUUCUAUUUAGAAUAUUAAGUUAUUCUAUCUUUGUUUCCUCUAUGUUUUUAAAACUAUAAAAAUGGAAAACAUGAGCUUGUUGUGUAUACCAGUCAUUGUGUCUGUCUUUUUUAUUUAUUUAUUUUUUUCUGCAGAUUAACUGCAAUCUGCAAUGUAAAUUUUCAGGAAAAUGUCAACUGAUUUGCCAUUAAAAUGAAUGAUCAAUUAAAGCAUUAAUGAGAAGACUUUAGGCUGUGUUUAGUUAUUCAAUAAACAGUUAAUUUACUA
Messenger RNA from Onychostoma macrolepis, 2604 nucleotides. Its product is annotated as apolipoprotein L3-like. Gene Ontology annotation, biological process: lipid transport; lipoprotein metabolic process; protein phosphorylation. Gene Ontology annotation, molecular function: protein kinase activity; lipid binding; ATP binding. The coding region runs from base 337 to 2091 and encodes 584 amino acids. Gene Ontology annotation, cellular component: extracellular region. Lineage: Eukaryota; Metazoa; Chordata; Actinopteri; Cypriniformes; Cyprinidae. The record is from RefSeq and is a predicted model, not a curated record. The transcript has 11 exons.